AUGCACUUCCAUUCGUAUCAGCAGAAUGAUGAACAAUCUCAGACUCACUCCACAAAAUGGAUACAUUGCGACCAAUUACAGCGUUCUGAUUCAAAUGCCUUUGAUUUCGAUGGACUACCUCGGAUUAAAGAUCUUAGGGAUUUUCUGGAGCGAGAAAUCGAUGAUAACCUUGCGCGGCUUGAUACUAUACUUACUGCUGAAAAUGCUUCUAUGCGUUCCAAUGCGGUAUUAUUAGAGACAAGAGAAUUCCUGCGCCGUUUUCGGGGGAAUUUUACUUUAUUGUCUGGAUCGAUAAAUAAUUUUUGUAUAGUCGUUCAUUCAGUUCGGCAGAUGCAUGCUGAGCUACAAGCAACUCACCAGAAACUCAACCUCCAAAUCGAACACUCGAAUAGGUUGGAGUCAUUGCUCACAGAUCGAGAGUGGCAAGUAACCAACCAAACUCAAGAAUUGGAUGACGCAGAAUCCCAGUUGAUAUCCUCCACUCGGCUUGUGUCGGCUCUUCAUGACCGGCUAACUAUAAGUCAUAGCCACCUAACCCAAUUAUUGCGUCAACUUCAUAUGUAUGUCCAGAACUUUCAUUCGGAUGCAAACGCAGGUCAGUUUCCUUCCUCCCCUGCUCUCCUAGAGCUGGCAGCAAACUUGAAUUCAGCAUAUACAGAGCUGCAGGAAUCCGAACGACUUCGGAUAGUCGCAGAGCAACGAUUAUCCAGCGCUUUGAUCACAGCACCUCAGCUACCUGGUCAAUUGCUACAAUAUGGAAUCAAAACAUCUGGCUUUUCCGGAUCGAGAGUAGAAACAUCCACCCAAACUCAACAAUUCUCUGUCACAUCCGCUGCAGUGCAGGCGGAAACCUGUGGAGAAGCAUCAAGACCUCCUAUCAACGAUGACAGGGCUACUUGUUGGCAAAGUGGGAAGCUUAUGCCCUAUGUAUUUUCAAGACCAAGUGAUGUGUUGGCCACCUUCGACUCCUCUGAUGAACAUGGUCUAGACCAAGUGACUGCAUUGUCCGAGGCUUUGCGCAACUCAUUGGUACAGAUCGAGCGCUUGAACAAAUAUCGCCUCACACAAAAAGCCAAAUUGGAUCAGUUGCAGCAGCGCUUUGCACAAAUGAAUUCCGAAUUGGACGCGACCGUGGAUGCAUUGCGCCAUCACCAGAACAGUGCGGAAAACGAACGACGCCGCACAGCUUCUGAGCUGGCCGGGUUACGCACACAAUUGGCCAAAGCGAAUGCCGUGUUGGCCCACCAGGGCGCACUUUCCUACAAAUUGCAGACGAAGAACUGCGACUCUAACCAGUAUUGGGAGAACUCACACACCAUCAGUGUUGGUCCGCAAUCAAUCGGGGCGGUUGACGCCUCGGCGAGUUCAUUUGGCAAUCCCCUAAUCGAACUAGAGAUGGCUCGUAGUGAAGUAACUCAGCUGAGGUCUGAAAUCGCUGAGCAACAGGUUAGCAGCAAUCGAGAAACGACAAAAUUACGCGGCCAGAUGGCUGAACUCACUGCAGACUCUCGCGCUUUGAGAAUUCAAGUUGUGCGGUUGCAGAGUGCACUCGCCGCUGCUGGGCGGCCGAGCGAUGUCAACGCGGCAGUCGAGGGCGAACAGGUGUGCGUUAAUUGCCAAAAGCUUCAGCGGUUGUUGGACAUACUGCAAGAAAAGCAAUCCAAGCGGCCUGCUGCCUUAGGUGACUUAUCUGGAGCAGGUAGCACCGCAUCUCCCGAGCUGUCUAAUCCAGAACGCACUGACGUCAGUUCCCGUUCGCACGAACUUUCUGUUGGUUCGCUUCCUAACGGCACAUCGGCCUUUGACGUGGAAGUGCAGACUGAACUUCUAUGGAACCAUAUCCCGGUGUAUAAUAAACAAGAAUUGCCUAUGAAAGAGGAAGCACGUUUAAUGGCGCGUGUGAAUAUACAAGUUGUCUCGGAAAAUAUGGAAGCGAAAACCCCCAUUUCUAAACUGAGCAGCUUUUCUCCUCUUACGGAAAUUCCCAAUGAUCUCAGUCCACCCCCCACUGAUAGCGCACUAAUUGACCCGAGUGUCCCCAACUUUACAAUGUCAGCGGGUCAGCUUGAAACUAUGGAGCAAUCAGUGAACGAUAAAUACACACCCAGACACUUUCCAGUUCUCCAACCUGACAGGAUGCCUGAUUUCGACGCUCCCCCGAUUGGUCUUGCUUACAUGGGCGAAAAAGCGAAUGGGCAAGUGCUAGAUGACCCUACCACAUUCCCAAUUUCACAGCACAAGUCGGCGGAGGAGCUGGCAAAUGAAUUAGCUCUCCUUAGGGUCAUAUUACAUGAAGAGCGAAGAGAGAUAGGGCGACUAAAACAGUGUCUUCUACACAAAGAGGAUUCUCAUUCCUGCCGAACUGCAUAUAUGCAGUCAGUGGUCGUGAAUGGACAUGAUUCGAGUGAUGGUGCGGCAUCCGUUCUUCUAAACGAGCUCUCCCAUGAACAGCUAAUUGCACGUGUGAAGGCCGCAGAAUUCGAGGCCAAGGAGGCCGUCGAUCAACUGAGAGCGAGCAACGCUGAGUUUCUCACUCUUCGAGAGCGACUUUCUCAUGCUGCAGUCGAAAGGGCCCAUUUGAAAUCAACCGUCGAAGGUCUGGACGAACAAGUUUAUCAACUGGAGACAUCACUGUAUGAACGGAUGGUGCAGCUGAACCAUUAUCGUGAUGAGUUGUCAAAAUACGACCCAAAAUACACCAUCUCACCGAUCACCAGAUCAUCCUUCCGUCUCCCACUUGUCCAGAGGGUGGAUUGUUCCAGGCUUAUCAAAUACAUCAGCCAUGGAUCCUGUCGUGCAGCUUUAUUUCGGCGAUCGAGUCACCUUCCGAUUGUACAGUCUCCUUGGAUUUUAGCUCCCGUUUCCUCAGCCAACCGGCACAUCACGUCAGCGAAAUCAUUCCUAUGCAGUCGCUUCUCUGCGUUAACACUCACCUGUGUAACGCGUGCUCGGCUUGCCUCUUUAAGAUCCCGGCUACUGCUCCAUUCCCCACCGAGGCCUUUUGUGAUCGUGGCAUUUAUUGCUUACUUCCUCCUCCUUCACAUUCUACAGCGGAGUCAAGGGCUAUCGCGAGGCGCCCUCGCCCAUUUCAGUGCCUUGUUGACAUUAGAUUUUCGGGCUAUCCGAGCUUGCCGCACACUCAUUCCGGUUGCUCAGUCACUUCACAUGUCCUCUCCGCUUCUGGCCACUGUGAUCGAAAAGGAUGAGAAAGUCCAGUUCACAAACUACGCUCCGCAUUGGUGGGAUCCGCAAGGCCCACUUCGAAUUCUGCAUACUAUGAACCGGCUUAGGGUCCCAUUCAUCCGUGAUGGCAUAUGUCUUUCUGAUACCCCGGCUUCCCCCACUGAUCUCUCACCAGGCUGCUACGCUCCUCUGUUUGGUCGCAAGAUUUUGGACGUCGGCUGUGGCGGCGGAAUAUUGUCGGAGCCUCUCGCCGUACUCGGUGCCGACGUUCUGGGUAUCGACCAGGUGGAAGAAAGUAUUGCCGUUGCCGCUGAACAUGCUGACCUCACGACUCGAUAUAGCCCUUCACCAGUGUUUCGUCCUCCCCAGUAUCGACUGGCCACCCUGCAAGACAUCACACACGAAUCUGCCGAGCUAUUUGACGCGAUUGUUCUAUCUGAGGUUUUGGAACAUGUCACUGAAUGGGAGGAUAUGCUUCAACAGGCUUCUGUGUGCCUCAAGCCUGGUGGGAUGCUGUUCAUUACUACAAUAAACCGAACUCUACCCUCAUUCCUGGUCGCCAUCGUUGGGGCUGAAUACCUCACUAAAACUAUCCCGCGUGGCACACACCAUUGGUCAAAAUUCAUUGAACCUGAUCGUGUCUAUGCGGCUGUUACGAAAAUUGGCCUUCAAAUGCAACAGUUGCUAGGCAUGCGAUGCAAUCCACUCACUGGUCGUUGGUCCUGGACUAACAAUCUUUGUAUCAGUUACGCCUUGAGCGCUGCGAAACCUGUACACCAUUAGAACGAUAUGCUGUUGACCUAUCACAUUCAUGUACUCGUACUUCCUGCAUCUUUCUUUUUACCAAUUAAAUGUAAUUCCUUUUCUCACCCACCACAUCCUUUUCGUCGCUUGCUUGCCAUUGAUGGAUGGCCACACACGUACACAACAUCUCCUCGGUAGUCGCGUUAACAGCGGCACUAUAUCUGUUACAUAUACUACUCUUAGCAUCUGGCCAAUUUGUGGCCACUAAAGCCCUCAAUUUGACGUGCUCACAUCUACUGAUACCACAAUUCCCCGUAGCUCCCCGAAUCAUCCAAAAUGAAAAGUACACCGGCCCCUUUGAGCGCAAAGGUUACAAGCGCUCUUCAAUGGAGGUUAUUACAUUCUGCUUCUAUAAUCGGUUACUCAUACGCUGAUUUUAUUCACAUUGACACAUUGUUUGAUUGCAUACAAAUUCUUUUUGUGA
Molecule: messenger RNA, 4411 nt
Organism: Dicrocoelium dendriticum
Lineage: Eukaryota; Metazoa; Platyhelminthes; Trematoda; Plagiorchiida; Dicrocoeliidae
Source: the annotation of a GenBank genome assembly